GAAGUUUUCCAUCGAUUAGGCCUUCUCUUUACCUUUAAAAUAUAAUACUCAUAAUAAAUACUUUGUACAAUAUACGAGUAUAAAGCAACACUAUAUCUACUUAUAUAUCUAGGCACCCUUCCUGCCUCUCAUACAAAGUAUUACACAAGUGAACAACCAUGGAAGGUCCAAAAAUGCCCACCACUACCACCAACCCUCCACUCCACACUCACAAGCUCCUCCGUCGUCGAGCCACGUUCAAUCGCCUUUACAUGGCGGUUUACGUGACGGCUUUACUAACCUUUCUCUACCACCAUAUACACACACUCCUCAACUCAUCUUUUACUCUCCCCCUUCUCCUCCUCCUCGUCUCUGACCUAGUCCUCGCCUUCUCAUGGGUCUGCACCCAAUCCUACCACGUCCUCCCUAUUCGCCGCCAAGAACACCUCGAAACACUAACCUUAAACAAAGGAGAGGAAGCAUUCCCAUCGGUUGACAUAUUCAUAUGUACAGCGGACCCUGAUAAGGAGCCGCCCAUGGGGACAGUGAACACGGCGUUGUCGGUCAUGGCUUAUGAUUACCCACCGGAGAAGAUAUCGGUGUAUGUGUCCGAUGAUGGUGGGUCCCAGGUUACUCUAUUUGCUUUCAUGGAAGCUGCUAAGUUUGGCCGCCAUUGGUUACCUUUCUGUAGGGAAAAUAAUGUGGUGGAAAGGUGUCCUGAAGCUUACUUUAAUGGCGGUUUCUACGCUACUAGUCGUUCGCUUGAAGCUGACAAAAUGAAGACAAUGUACGAAAGCAUGAAGGUAAGAGUAGAAAAUGCACUAGAAAGAGGGAAGGUUGAAGAGAGGCAUAUUGAUGACGAAGGAAUGUUAGAGGCCUUUGCCAAAUGGACCAACAACUUUACACGUCAAGUUCAUCCUACCGUAAUACAGGUUUUACUAUCUACUACGAAAGACAAAGACGUUACUGGUAAAUUGAUGCCAAACUUGAUAUAUGUAUCAAGAGAGAAAAGUAAGGUCCAUCACCAUCGCUUCAAGGCAGGUGCCCUCAAUGCUUUGGUUCGUGUAUCAGCAACAAUGACAAAUGCACCAAUAGUGCUAACCUUGGACUGUGACACAUACUCUAAUGAUCCACAAAUCAUCAAACGGGCUUUAUGUUACUUUUUGGAUCCUGAAAUUCGGCCCACAUUAGCAUAUCUUCAAUUUCCACAAAUCUUUCGUGGGCUUAACAAAGGUGACAUCUAUUUCAGUGAACAUAAACGUCUUUUCCAAAUCAACCCAUUGGGAAUGGAUGGGCUUUAUGGCCCAAAUUAUGUUGGAACUGGAUGCUUCUUUCAACGUCGAGCCUUCUUUGGAAGCCCGUCAUCUUUGAUCCAGCCUGAAGUCCCCGAACUUAGCCCCAAUCAUGUCGUAAAUAAGCCCAUUAGAUCACAGGAGAUUCUUGAAUUGGCCCACUCCGUCGCUGCUUGCAAUUAUGAGAACAAAGAGGAGUGGGGCGAGAAGUUGGGCUUCCGGUACGGGUCGUUAGUGGAGGACUAUUAUACGGGCUAUCGGAUGCAAUGUGAGGGAUGGAGGUCCAUGUUUUGCAGCCCACAAAGGCCGGCUUUCUUGGGGGACUCACCAGUGACACUAAUUGACUUGCUAAGCCAAUGUAAGAGGUGGAUAAAUGGGCUUCUUGAUGUUCUCUUCUCAAGAUAUAGUACUAUGACUUAUGGUAUUCAGAAAUUGGGCCUAGUCAUGAGUUUCACUUAUACACAUUACACACUUUGGCCCAUUAUCUCCAUUCCAUUCACCAUUUAUGCCUUCAUCCCUCAACUUGCUCUCAUUAAAGGAAUUUCCACCUUCCCAGAGAUUUCAGACCCAAGGUUUCUCUUGUACAUAUUUCUAUUCAUUGGGGCCAACGGAAAAGACCUAAUAGACUUUCUUCUAGAGAAAGGAACCUUCGAAAGGUGGUGGAAUGCUCAAAGAAUGUUGAUGAUAUGUGGACUCUCAAGUUUCCUCUUUGGAUGCAUUGACUACGCUCUUGGCUCCUUAGGCAUCACGAUUCGUGGAUUUGAUGUCACUAGCAAACUGCAAGAUAAUGAACUAAGCAAGAGGUACGAUCAAGGGACUUUCGAGUUUGGUGUCGCGUCACCUAUGUUUGUGCCUAUGACAAUGGCAGCCAUAAUCAACCUUAUAUCCUUUGUUAUGGGUGUUUUAGGGGUGUUUAGAAAGGGAAUGGAAAAUAUGGAAGGGCUAAUUUUGCAGAUUUUGUUGUCUGGUUUUGUGGUGAUUAAUUGCUGGCCACUUUAUCAGGCAAUGGUAUUUAGGAGUGACAAAGGGAGGAUGCCCACUAAAAUCACCUUAAUUGCUGCUUUUCUAGCUUCAAUUUUGAUUGUGGGAAGCUAAACUAUGGUUUAUAUAUAAACUCUUGUUUGUACUACUAAUAUAAAUCAUAAUGGAAUUUCCCUUGGCUUCUAAAUAAAAUUUGAGUAGACCACAUUACCAUACGUCUGACGGUCUGA
This is a messenger RNA of Chenopodium quinoa (quinoa), 2482 nucleotides long. Its product is annotated as cellulose synthase-like protein G3. The record is from RefSeq and is a predicted model, not a curated record. The transcript has 6 exons. Gene Ontology annotation, biological process: cellulose biosynthetic process; plant-type primary cell wall biogenesis. The coding region runs from base 159 to 2366 and encodes 735 amino acids. Gene Ontology annotation, cellular component: plasma membrane; trans-Golgi network. Gene Ontology annotation, molecular function: mannan synthase activity; cellulose synthase (UDP-forming) activity. Lineage: Eukaryota; Viridiplantae; Streptophyta; Magnoliopsida; Caryophyllales; Amaranthaceae.